AUGGACUGGGUCGAGCGUAUGUUCAUUCCGGUUCCGUAUUGUAAUACGUACAGUUUACACCAAGUACCAGGUGCCCCAGGUACGGGUGUGAUGUGCGUGACAUUAUUCGGACAUGCACACUGGUUAGACGAUAGGAUAACAUCGAAUUUACGUGAAUUAUUGAAUGAGACAUUGGAUGAGGGAUGUUCGAUAGAGUUGGUUGCAUCCGAUUGCGCUACAUACUCAGACGGUGACGUGCUCGCCUUCUUAGCUACAUGGUAA
Anisakis simplex (herring worm) is the source of this 261-nucleotide messenger RNA. The record is from the annotation of a GenBank genome assembly. Lineage: Eukaryota; Metazoa; Nematoda; Chromadorea; Rhabditida; Anisakidae.